AUGGAGACCUCUACCCUCACUGGGGACACCCUGGCUUCCACACGAAUGCCUGGUCUCUCUGGAGCCACAGAGACUGAGUUACGGUCGACAUCGUCCCUGGCCCUGGAACCACAGAGAACCGUCACUUCCUGGCACACCAGCUCAGCCACAGAGGAAGUCACCGUCCCUUCCGAGGUGUCCACUGGGAGUAGAGCUGGGGUCUUCUGGACAGACAUCGUAUCCUCCAGCACGACAUCCAUCCCUGGCCCCUUCCGGCCCACAGUGUCCCCUGACGUCCCCAUGGGAAUCAACACCAGGCUUUCUACCUCCCUCACUGAGAAGGAAUCUGCACAUGUAAUCAUGGCCGCCAAAACAGUUCCCCCAGGAGCUACAUCCCCGGGCACACUAGCCUGGUCCACAUCAGCCUCAGCUGCAGUGUCUCAUAUGCACCCAACUGCAAAUCAGGGUUCUCCACACUCAGAGAUGACCACUAGUGUGGAUGGAGGUUCUGAGGAUGAGUCACCUGUCAGCCCUUCCUCUGAGCAGGACAUCAGCUCUCCAUCUUCCCUGGUGCCUCUAUACUCCGUGCCCUCCUCCUCUGCAGUGUCCCCCACACUGCCAGCCAGUAGUCCUUCUGCACCUGGUCAUGUCACCUCACCUUUCACCUCUGGCCUGCUGACAACCCCCAGCACGUGGGGCAUGAGCACAGAAGGUGUGACUAGUCCAGCCCCAGGUCUGACCAGCGUCUUAGUGGAGAGUCUGGCCACGUCUGAACACUCUACUGCUACAGAGUCCAUUUCCCAUCCCGAAAACACAGUGAUGACUCAUGCGGGGUCCCUCAGUUACACACGGGAAUCUCACUCCUCGGCCCCGAAUGGCUCAGAGCCAGUCACAGGCAGAUCUCCCAUGGAGACCUCCACCCUCAGUGGGGACACCCUGGCUUCCACACGAAUGCCUGGUCUCUCUGGAGCCACGGAGACUGAGUUACACUCAGCCACAGAGGAAGUCACCGUCCCUUCCGAGGCGUCCACUGGGACUAGAGCUGGGGUCUUCAGGACAGACAUCGCAUCCUCCAGCGGGACAUCCACCCCUGGCCUUGUUCAGCUCACGACGUCACCAGACUUCCCCACAGAAAUCAGCACCAGGCUCCCUACCUCCCCUGUCAUGGCAGAAUCUGCGUCUAUAACCAUGGCCACCACAGCGGCUCCCCCAGGGGCUACAUCCCAGGGCACGCUAGCCAGGGACACAUCUGCCACAGCAUUAGGGGCACAGACACACUCGGCUGUGACUCGGGGUUCUCCACGCUCAGAGAUGACCACCAGUGUGGACAGAGGUUCUGAGGAUGUGUCACCCACCAGCCCUUCCUCUGAGCAGGACAUCAGCUCUCCAUCGUCCCUGGUGUCUUUACCUGCCAUGCCCUCAACUUCAGCAGUGCCCCCCACCCUGCCAACCACUAGCCCUUCUCCACCUGGUCAUGUCACCUCACCUGUCACCCCUGACCUGCUGUUGACCCCCAGCAAUUGGGACGCUAGCUCGGAAGGUGUAACGAGUUCACCCUCAGGUCCGACGAGCUUCUCAGUGGAGAUACAGGUCACAUCCGAAGACUCUACCGCUACUAAGGACAUUUACUUUCCUGAAAACACAGCGGUGACCCACAUGGGGACCCUCAGUUCUGCUCGGGAAGCCCCCUCCUUGGCCCCAGCUGGCUCAGAGCCAGCCACAGGCACGUCUUCAAUCAAGACCUCUUCCCUCAUGGGGGAAGCCACCGCUUCGUCACCAAUGUCUGGCAUCUCUGGGAUCACAGAGACUGAGGCACCCUUAAUGUCAGCCGUGGCCCCGAAACCAUGGGAAACCAGCAUGUCCUGGCACACCAGCUCAGCCACAGAGGAAAGCACUGUCCCUUCUGAGUUGUCCACUGGUACUAGUGCUGAGGCCACCAGGACAGCCGUCAUCUCCCCCAGUGGGACAUCCAUCCCUGGCCAUGGUCGGCCCACGAUGUCAACGUCCCCACAUGUCCCCACUGGAAUCAACAGCAGGCUCUCUACCUCACUCGUCAUGGCAGAAUCUGCACUCAUAGCCACGGCCACCACAGCGGCUCCCCCAGGGGCUACAUCCCAGGGCACACUAGCCAGGGACACAUCCGCUACAGACUCCUGGGCAGAGACCCAGUUGACUCGAGGUUCUCCACGCUCAGAGAUGAGCACCAGCAUGGACAGAGGUUCUGAGGGGGUGUCACACGCCAGCCCUUCCUCUGAGCAGGACAUCCGCUCUCCAUCGUCCCCGGUGCCUUUAGGUGUCAUGUCCUCGAUUUCUGCAGUGUCCCCCACACUGCCAGCCACUAGCCCUUCUCCACUUGGUCAUGUCACCUCACCUCUCACCCCUGGCCUGCUGACAACCCCCGACAGGUGGGACAUGAGCUUGGAAAGUGUGACCAGUUCACCCUCAGGUCUAAGCAGCACGUCAGUGGAGAUCCGGGCCUCAUAUGAAGCCUCUACCACCACAGAGGCCAUUCACCCUCCUGAAAACACAGCGGUGACCCACGUGUGGACCCUCAGUUCUGCACGGGAACCUCACUCCUUGGCCCCAGCUGGCUCAGAGACAGCCCCAGGCACGUCUCCCAUGGAGACCGCCUCCCUCCAUGGGGACGCCACGGCUUCCUCACCAACGCCUGGCCUCUCUGGGACCAUGGAGCCUGCAGCAUUGUCAGUGUCAUCCCUGGCCCUGGAAUCCUGGGAAACCAGCAUGUACCCCUUCACCAGCUCAGCUCCAGAGGAAGCCACUGUCCCUCCCAAGGAGUCCACUGGGACUAGUGCUGCAGUCUCCAGGACAGCUGUCAUUUCCUCUAUGGGAACAUCUGUCCCUGUCCCGAUUCAGCCCACAAUUUCAAAAGACUUUACAACGAGAAUCCACACCAGGCUCUCUACCUCCCCCGUCGUGGCAGAAUCUGCACCUGUAACCUUGGCCACUGAAACUCUUCCCCCGGGAGCUACAUCCCAGGACACCUUUCCUUGGAACACAUUCGCCACGGUCUUGGGGGCUCAUAUGCAGUCGGCUGUGACUCAGGAUUCUACAGAAUCAGAGCUGAGCACUAUCGUGGACAGAGGUUCUGAGGAUGUGUCACGCGCCAGCCCUUCCUCUGAGCAGGACAUCCGCUCUCCAUCGUCCCCGGUGCCUUUAGGUGUCAUGUCCUCGAUUUCUGCACUGUCCCCCACCCUGCCAGCCAGUAGUCCUUCUCUUCCUGCUCCUGUCACCUCACCUCUCACCCCUGACAUGCCGAGGACCCCUAGCACGUGGGGCACGAGCUCCGAAAGUGUGACCAGUUCAGCCUCAGGUCUGAGUCAGAGCUCAGUGGAGAUCCGGGCCACGUCUGAAGCCUCCACCACUGCAAAGUCCAUUCACACUCCUGAAAACACAGCAGUGACCCAAGUGGGGACCCUCAGUUCCUCACGAGAACCCCACUCCUCGGCCCCAGCUAGCUCAGAGACAGCCGCAGAAACGUCUCCCAUUGAGACCUCCUCCAUCAGUGGGGACACCACGGCUUCCACACUAAUGCCUGGGUUCUCUGGAACCACAGAAACGGAGACACAGUCAAAGUCCUCCCUGGUCCCGGAACCACAGGAAACCAUCAUGUCCCCGCACACCAGCUCAGCCCCAGAGGAAACCACUGUCCUUUCUGAGGUGUCCACUGAGAAGCCAGGCAUUAGUGUGGAAGCCAUGGUGUCCCCACUGAGGGAGGAGGUCUCGAUGGGAGAUGUGCCCGGGGCUGUCUCUGAGCCAGCUGGGGCUGAGGAGUGGGCUUUUGGUGAGGAACUGAGGGUCCCCACUGCUGCGGCUGAUGUGACCCAGGCUGGCGUGCCCUGGGCUGUAGCCCCCGGGGGAGCAGGUUCAGUGGCCAUGGUUAUAGAUGCAGAUUCUGCCAUGACAUGGGAGGUAGAGAGCCUGGUGCUGAUUUCUGUGGGGAAGUCUGGUGACAUCGUGAGCCGAACAGGGCCAGGGGUGGAUGUCCUGCUGGGGAACGUGACGUCUGUACUGGAAGCCUCAGCACUAGUCCCACUGGAGACCUCGGAAGGGAUGCUGAUGUCCUUUGGGGCUGAGCUCGUGUGGGGGGAGGUGCCAGGUUCCCAUGGUUCUGGGGUCAUUGACAACUCUGAAUGUGUCUUAGUCUCUGUGGUCCCAGAGAGGCCAGUCAUUGGCGUGGAAGCCGUGGUGUCCCCAUCACCUGAGGCUGAACUGGUCACACUUUCUGAGCUCGUGCCCCACGUGCUGGGGGUCCUCGGCAUGUCAGUGCUGAGAGCUGAGAUGACAGAGGCAGAAGAAGAAGGACUACUGGCUGGCAGUGUGGGGGCCGCUGCAGAGGACGAGGUCAUGGCAGUGUCCCCCAUGCUGCCAGCCAGUAGCCCUUCUCCUGCUCCUGUCACCUCACCUCUCACCUCUGGCCUGAUGAGGACCCCCAGCACGUGGGGCACGAGCUCAGAAGCUUUGACCAGUCCAUCCCCAGUUCUGACUAGCACAUUACUAGAGUUCCAGACCAUGUCUGAGGCCUCUGCCACUACAGAGGCCAUUCACCUUGUCCAAAGCACAGUGGAGACCCACGCGGGGACCCUCAGUUCCUCACCGGAAGCGCACUCCUCAGCCCCAGCUGGCUCAGAGACAGCCCCAGGCACAACUCCCAUUGAGACCUCCUCCCUCGGUGGGGACACCAUGGCUUCCACACCAAUGCCUGGCCUCUCUGGAACCACAGAAACGGAGACACAGUCAAAGUCCUCCCUGGUCCCGGAACCACAGGAAACCAUCAUGUCCCUGCACACCAGCUCAGCCCCAGAGGAAACCACUGUCCUUUCUGAGGUGUCCACUGGUACCAGUGCUGAGGCCUCCAGGACAGACAUCAUGUUCCCCAGCAGGACGUCCACCCCUGGCCCUGUUCUGCCCACGAUGUCACCAGACAUCUCCACGGGAAUCAACGCUGGGCUCUCUACCUCUUCCCCUAGUGUUGAUACUGGAAAAGUCACCAUCAUCACCGAAAAAGGGACUGAUGGCAUUGUGGAGCACAUCACAAUGAUACCCAAUGAAGCAGCCCAUGGAGGUGCCACAGGACCAGUCCAUGUACAUGUGGCACCCACAUCAUCUGCUAGUCCUAGAGAGAUGACAGCCUCGUUGGCCACCAUACCUGGAGCAGAGACCAGUACAGAGGUUCCCAGGACAACCCCAUCUGUGUUCAGUAGAGGCUCAGAGACUACACCCUCACUGGUUUCUAGUUCUGAGACAGAGAACAGUCCAGCUGUUCCAACUCUGACCAUUUCCCUUGGUGAGCCUGGGACCGCCACCUCACGGGUCACUCAUUCUGCAGAGACCAGCUCAAUUGGUUCCAGGGCCACCGUGAGUGUUUCCCACAGUGCAUCAGACAGCACGCCCCCAACAGCUACUGGUCCUAGCGAAGAAGUCAGUUUAGCAGUUCCAACUCUGACCGUCUUUCCUGGCAUACCAGAAGUGGUGACCUCCCUGGAAACUAGUCCUGGGGCAGAGAUGAGUACAGCAAUUUCAACUCUGACUGAUUCCCAAGAUGAGCCAGAGACCACCACCUCAUGGGUCAUCCAACCUGGGGCACAGAGCAGUUCAUCUCUUCCAAUUCCAAGUGUGUUCCCGGGUGAGCCAGGGCUGGUGACCUCACUGGAUACCAAUUCCGGAGCAGAGACCAGCCCAGCUGAUCAAGCUCUGACUCUUUCCCCUGGUGAGCCAGAUGCAACAGCCUCAUUGGUUACCCAUCCCAAGGCACAGACCAGUUCAGCCAUUCCAACUCCAACCAUCUCCCCUGGUGUAUCAGGGGUGGGAAGCUCAGCACUUACCAGUUCUAGGGCAGAGACCAAUACAGCAUUUACAACUCUGACUGAUUCCCCAUAUGAGCCAGAGACAGCAGCCUCGCAGGUCACCUCUCUUGGGACAGAAGCCAUUUCCACUGUUGCAACUUCAACUGUUUCCCCUGGUGAGCCAGAUACAACAGCCUCAUGGGUUCAUUCCAUAGAGAAUAGCACAUCUGUUUCCAGAAGAACUCCAAAUUUUUCCCAAAGUGAAUUAGACACCAUACUCUCAAUGGCCACCACUCCUGGAGUAGAAGCCAGUUCAUUCACUCCAACAAUGACUGUCUCAUCCAGUGCACCAGCUACAGUGACCUCACUGGCCACUAGUUCUGGGACAGACACCAGUACAACCUUUUCAACUCUGAUUGAAUCCCUGCAUGAAUCAGACACAACAGUCUCCUCAGUCACCCAUCCUUCAGGGCCCAGCCCAAUGGUUCCCAGUGUUUCCCAUAGUGAAUCAUACAGCAUACCCUCAACAGCCACCAGCUUUGAGACUGAAGCCAGCUCAGCUGUUCCAACUACACCUGUCUCCCCUGAUGUACCAGAUAUGGUGACCUCACAGGCCACGAUUACCAGUUCUGGGGUCGAGACCAAUACAACGUUUUCAACUCUGGCUGAUUCUCUGCACAAACUGGAGACCACAGCCUCAUGGGUCACCCAUUCUGAGAAGGAAGCCAGUUCGGCUGCUCCAACUCUGCCUACUUCUUCCCCUGAGGAGCCAGAUACAGCAGCCUCACUGGUCACCCAUCCUGCAGAGACCAGCUCAACUGUUCCCAAGUCAACACCCAGUUUUUCUCAUGGUGAAUCAGAUACCACACAUUCAAUAGCUCCCAGUUCUGGGGCACAGACAAGUUUGUCCAUUCCAACUCCGACUGUCUCCACUGCUAUACCAGGGGUAGAAAUCUCACUGGCCACAAGUUCUGGGCCAGAGACGAGUACAACUUUUACAGCUUUGACUGUUUCUCCAGGUCAACUGGAGACCACAAGUUCAUGGGUCACCCACUCUGAGACAGAAGCCAGUUCAGCUGUUCCAACUCUUCCUGCUUCCCCUGGGAAGCCAGAUACAGUAGUUUUGUUGGUCACCCAUCCUCCAGAGACCAGCCCAACAGUCUCCAGGAUGACCCCCAAUGUUUCCCAUGGUGAACUGUAUACCACACACUCUAUGGCCACCAGCCCCGGGGCAGAAGCCAGUUCAGUUGUUCCAACUCCAACAGUCUCCGCUGGUGUACCAGAGAUGGUGACCUCAGAGGCCACUGGUUCUGAGAAAGAUGCCAGUAUGGUUAUUCCAACUCUGACUAUUUCUCCUGGUGAGGCAGUGACCACAGCCUCAACAAUCAUGUAUUCUGAGGGCCAGACCAGCUCAGCUCCAGCUGCCUCCUCGACUGUGCCAGAGCUGGUGACCUCACUGGUCACCAGUUCUGGGGUAGAAGCCAGUACAACGUUUACAAUUCUGACUGAUUCCUCACAAAAGGCAGAGACAACAGCCUCAUGCGUCACCCAUUCAGGGGCGGAAACCAGUUCGGCUGUUCCAACUCUGACUGUUUCUCCUAAGGAGACAGGUAUAGCAGUCUCACUAGUCACUCGUUCUGAAGAGACCAGCCCGACCGUCCUCAGAACAACUCCAGCUUUUUCCCAAGGGGAACCAGACACCACACGCUCCACAGCCACCAGCCGUGGAGCAGAAACCAGUUCAGUGGCUCCAACUCCAACUGUCUCUCUCAGUGUACCAGAGAUGGGGACCUCCCACAUUCCUGCUUCUGAGACAGAUGCCAAUAUGACUGUUCCAAGUCUGACUCUUUCUCCUGGUGAACCAGCAACCACAGCCUUCGUGGUCACCCACCCCAGUCCAAAGACAAGUACACAUUUUCCUGGUUCAAUUCAGACUGUUUCCCUCGGUCCACCAGAAACCACACCCUUCACCACACCCCCGACCGAGACCAGCAGAGUUGAUCUGGGUCCAGAGGUCUCACCUGGUGUUCCUGUAGAAACAACCUCACUCUCCACCCAUCUUGCCACAGACAUCAACACAACUAUUUCAGUGUCAGCUCUUUCCCAUGUGUUAUUGGAGACCACAGACUUGUCGGCCACCAGCCCUACAUCAGAGGCCAGCACAGGUGGCCCAACUUUGACUGCUGGUGUUCUUGGGGCCGUCAGUACCCCUGCAACCACUGGGGAGCCUCACACCUUAACUUCCUGGAGCACAGAACCCUCCCCACCUAUGACCUCACAUGGACUCCUGGAAUUGCCCAAGACUGUCACAGGGCACACUGUGACCUUGAUAGCAUCAGAGACCCCAACACCACCUAAAACCAGCCACACAGAAGGAUUGAGUCCAACCGCUAUCCUGAAAACCACAACUCUUGAGGUGACUAAUUUAGCUGUGACAGGUUCAGGCCCCGUCAUGACAGAGACCACAACCACCUUCAGUACACCUGUGGGAAGUCCCUUUGUCCCCGAGACCUCACCUGGGAUGUCCACCUUGACCUCUCUGAGUGUGACUCCAGAAACAACCGCAGCCCCUUUCUCCAUGCCUUUCACUGUCAACUUCACCAUCACCAACCUGCGCUACACAGAGGACAUGGGGAACUCGGGCUCUGAGGUCUUCAGUGCCACCGAGAGAGACCUGCAACACCUGCUCAGGACUCUGUUCAAAAACAGCAGUGUUGGUUCCCUCUACACUGGCUGCACGCUGACCUUGCUCAGGGCUGAGGAGGAUGGAACGAGCACCAGAAUGGACGCGGUCUGUACCUACCGCCCGGAUCCCGGCUUCAGGCUGGAAACACAGCGGCUGUACCGGGAGCUGAGCCGGCAGACCCACGGGGCCACUCGGCUGGGCGACUACUCCCUGGACAGGAACAGUCUCUGGGUCAAUGGUUAUAAUCAUCAGUACUGGAGCCCUGCCACCAGCACUCCGGUGACCUCCACAUUUUCUCCAGAGCCCUCAGCAUCUCUGCCUCCUGCCCCCAGCUCUACAGCUGCAGGUGUGGGUCCAGCCCUGGUGCCGUUCACCCUCAACUUUACCAUCACCAAUCUGCUCUGCACCCCAGACAUGAGGCACCCCGGCUCCAUGAAGUUCAACUCCACUGAGAGGGCCCUGAACCGCCUGCUUGGUCCCUUGUUCAAGAACACCAGUAUCGGCCCUCUGUACUCUGGCUGUAGACUGUCCUUACUCAGGACUGAGAAGGAAGGGGCGGCAACAGGCGUGGAUGCCGUCUGCACCUAUCACCCUGGCCCCGCGGGCUCCGGGCUGAACAGGGAAGAAUUGUACCAGGAGCUAAGUCAGCUGACCCAUGGUGUCACCCGGCUGGGCACUUACACCCUGGACAGAGCCAGUCUCUAUGUCAACGGUUAUAAUCCCCGGUACUGGAGCCCUACCACCAGCACUCCAGUGACUUCUACAUUCUUUCCAGAAUCUUCCACAUCUCUGCCCCCCAUCCUCAGCUCUACAGGUGUGAGCCCAUCUCUGGUGCCCUUCACUCUCAGCUUCACCGUCACUAACCUGCCCUACACAGAGGACAUGGGGCCCCCAGGAUCUGAGCUAUUCAACAGUGUAGAGAGGAUCUUGAAUCGUCUGCUCAAACCCUUGGUCCAGAACAGCAGUAUCGGGCCCCUCUAUUAUGGCUGCAGACUGACCUUGCUCAGGCCUGAGAAAGAGGGAAGAGCCACUGGAGUUGAUGCUGUCUGUUUUCACCAUUCUGACCCCAUGGGCCCUAAGCUCGACAGAGAGACACUGUACUGGGAGCUGAGCGAUCAGACCCACGGUGUCACCCAGCUGGGCCCCUUCACCCUGGACACGAACAGCCUCUAUGUCAAUGGUUACACCCACUGGACCCCAACCCUCAUACCCAGUGCUUCCGUGACCCCCGUGCUCUUCCCAGGGACCUCGGCGGUGCCAGCCCACUUCUCCAGCUCCACAGCGGCCGUCCCUUUCCUGGUGCCGUUCACCCUCAACUUCACCAUCACCAACCUGCGCUACGAAGAGGACAUGCAGCGCCCGGGUUCCCGGAAGUUCAACUCCACCGAGGGGAUCCUGCAGGGUCUGCUCGAACCCCUCUUCAAGAAUACCAGUCUGGGAUUCCUCUAUUCGGGCUGCAGACUAGCCUCGCUCAGGCCUGUGCAGGACGGGGCAGCCACCGGAGUGGAUGCCAUCUGCGUGCAUCGCCCCGACCCUAAAGGCCCUGGACUGGACAGAGAGAGGCUGUACUGGGAGCUGAGCCAGCUGACCCGUGGCGUUGCCUUGCUGGGCCACUACACCCUGGACAGGAACAGUCUCUGUGUCAAUGGCUUCACCCACCAGAGCUCUGCGUCCACCACCAGCACUUUAGGGACCUCCACAGUGGACCUGGGAGCUUCUGCAACUCCGUCCGCCUUCCCCAGCCCCACAGCUGCCGGCCCUGCCCCAGUGCCCUUUACCCUCAACUUCACCAUCAUCAACCUGCCCUACACAAAGGACAUGCGGCCGAGCUCUGCGAAGUUCAACUCCACAGAGUCCAUUCUACAGCGCCUGCUCAAGCCCUUGUUUGCCAACAGCAGUGCUGGCUCGCUCUACAUUGGCUGCAGAGUGACCACGCUAAGGCCCGAAAACGGUGGAGCAGCCACUGGAGUUGACGCUGUCUGCACCUACCGACCUGACCCUCCGGGUCUCCGGCUGGACAGGGAGCGGCUCUACUGGGAACUGAGCCACCAGACCCACGGUGUCACCCAGCUUGGUUCCUACAUCCUGGACAGCGACCGUCUCUAUGUCAAUGGUUACACCAGACCACCGCCGACCUCCAUCCCCAGCGUACCUGUGAUUUCCACACCCUCGGGAACUUCAGCAGCUCCAGUCUCCUUCUCCAGCUCGACAGUCUCCGGCCCUGAUCUGGUUCCGUUCACCCUUAACUUCACCAUCACCAACCUGCGCUACACAGAGGACAUGCGGUUUAUGGGUUCAGCCAAGUUCAACAAAACAGAGAAGGUCUUGCUGAGCCUGCUCAGACCCUUAUUCAAGAACACCAGUGUCGGCCCUCUCUACUCUGGCUGCAGACUGACCUCGCUCAGGCCCGAGAAGGCUGGAGCAGCCACCAGCGUCAAUGCCAUCUGCUCCUACCGCCCCGACCCUGCGGGCCACGGGCUGGACAGAGAGAAGCUGUACUGGGAGCUGAGCCGGCUGACCCGUGGCGUCACCAGGCUGGGCCACUACACCCUGGAGCAGGACAGUCUCUGUGUCAGUGGCUACACCCACCAGACUCCAGUAACCGCCCCCAGUGCCACGGCGCAACCCCUUGUGCCUUUCACCCUCAACUUCACCGUCACCAACCUACGCUACACCGAGGACAUGCAGCCUCCUGGAUCCUCCAAGUUUAACAGCACCGAGGAGUCGCUGCAGCGCCUGCUCGGACCCUUGUUCAAGAACACGAGUGUGGGCCCCCUGUACGCAGGCUGCAGACUGACUUUGCUCAGGCCCGAGAAGGGUGAGGCGGCCACCGGAGUGGAUGCCAUCUGCACCCUCCACCCUGGCCCCACGGGCCCUGGGCUGGACAGAGAGCGGCUGUACCAGGAGCUGAGCCAGCUGAGCCGUGGUGUCACCAGGCUGGGUCCCUACACCCUGGACCCCGACAGUCUCUACGUCAACGGUUUCACCCGCAAGACCCGGACCACCACCCCCAGCAGUUACACUCCUCCGGCUUCAGCCACCACCCCCAGCACCACUGGCCCCGCUCUGGAGUCCUUCACCCUGAACUUCACCAUCACCAACCUGCCCUACACCGAGGACAUGGGGCGCCCCACUUCCUUGAACUUCAGUUCCACUGAGAGGAUCCUCCAGCACCGGCUCAAGCUUCUGCUCAGUAAGACCAGCGUCGGCCCCCUCUACGCUGGCUGCAGACUCGCCUCACUCAGGCUUGAGAAGGGCGGAGCAGCCACUGGAGUGGACCUCGUCUGCACCGCCCACUCUGACCCCGUGGGCCCCGGGCUGGACAGAGAGCGGCUGUACUGGGAGCUGAGCCGUGAGACCCAGGGCAUCACCCAGCUGGGGUCCUUCACCCUGGACAGGGACAGCCUCUAUGUCAACGGUUACACCUACAGAGCCACAGCCCCACCUACCACUGCUGCAGAGGCCCGUGAGGAGCCGUUCACACUGAACUUCACCAUCGACAACCUGCGCUACUCAGCGGACAUGGGCCACCCCGGCUCCCUCAAGUUCAACAUCACAGACAGCCUCAUGCAGCACCUGGUGAGAGACCUACUUCCCUCCAGGCCUCCAGGACCCCUCCUAGGGGCUGUCACCACCUCUGACCACACUGGCUCUCUCCUUCCUCUCCAGCUCGGCCCGUUGUUCCAGAGGAGCAGCCUGGGUGCCCGAUAUGCAGGCUGCAAGGUCACCUCCCUAAGGUCCGUGAAGAAUGGCGCCAAGACAAGGGUGGACAUCCUCUGUACCUACCGGCAGCGCCCCAGCGGUCCAGGUCUACUUGCCAAACAGGUGUUCCAUGAACUGAGCAGGCAGACCCGCGGCAUCACCCGGCUGGGCCCCUAUUCUCUGGACAAGGACAGCCUCUACCUCAACGGUUACAACGAACGUGGUCCAGAUGAGCCUCCCACAACUCCUGAGGCAACCACCACAGUCCUGCCUAGUUCAGCAUCACCUGUGCAACCAGAAGCCACCACAGCUGUGGGACACAACCUGAAGACCUUCACCCUCAACUUCACCAUCUCCAACCUCCAGUAUUCAACAGACAUGACCAACAGCUCAGCCAUGUUCAACUCCACCCAUAGGACCCUGCAGCGCCUGCUUGGAUCCUUGUUCCAGAAGAGCAGCCUGGGCCCCUUCUAUUCGGGCUGCAGACUAAUCUCCCUCAGGCCUGAGAAGGAUGGGGUAGCCACUCAUGUUGACACCAUCUGCACCUACCACCAUGACCCCAUGGGCCACGGGCUGGACAAGGAGCAGCUUUCCUGGGAGCUACACCAGCUGACCCAUGGUGUCACGCAGAUGGGCAUCUAUACGCUGGUCAGGGACAGCCUCUUCAUCGAUGGCUAUGCGCCCCAGAAUUUAUCUGUCCAGAAUGAGUAUCAGCUAGAUUUCCGCAUCAUCAACUGGAACCUCAGCAACUCAGACCCCGCGUCCUUGGAGUACGCAGCCCUGCUGGGGGACAUCCGGGACAAGGUCACCAAACUCUACAGAGGCAGCCAGCUCCAGGACAUAUUCCGCUCCUGCCUGGUCACCGACUUGACGUUGGACUCCAUGUUGGUCACCAUCAAGGCUCUGUUCUCUUCCAAUGUGGACCCCAGUGUGGUCAAGCAAGUCUUCCUAGACAAGACGCUGAAUGCCUCAUCCCACUGGCUAGGUGCCACCUAUCAGCUGGCGGAUUUGCAUGUGACAGAAGUGGAGUCAUCAGUUCAUCUACCAACAGACAAACCCACAAGCAGUCCCGGCUCUCAGCACUUCCGGCUCAAUUUCACUGUCACCAACCUACUCUAUUCCCAGGACUUAGCCCAGCCCGGCACCACCACGCACCAGCGGAACAAGAGAAGCAUUGAGAAUGCGCUCAACCAGCUCUUCCGAAACAGCAGCAUCAAGAGUUAUUUCUCUGACUGUCAAGUUUUAGCCUUCAGGUCUGUCCCCGACAGCAGCCACACUGGGGUGGACUCCCUGUGUGACUUUUCGCCACUGGCUCGGAGACUGGACAGAAUUGCCAUCUAUGAGGAGUUCUUGAGGCUGACCCUAAACGGUACCCAGCUGCAGAAUUUUACCCUGGACAGAAACAGUGUCCUUGUGGAUGGAUAUUCUCCCAGCAGAAAUGAUGUCUUGACUGAGAAUUCGGACCUCCCCUUCUGGGCCAUCAUCCUCAUUUGCUUGGCAGGACUCCUGGUCCUCAUCACAUGCCUGGUCUGCUGCUUCCUGGUCACCCUCCGCCGGCGGAAGAAGGAGGGAGACUACGAGGUGCAGCAGCACCGCCUGGGCUACUACUUGCCACACCUGGACCUGAAGUGGCAGUGACAGCUUCGCCUGAGGCUCCAAGGGAGCCUGGCUGGAGUGGAAAUAAACCACAUUGGUCGGACGCAGCCUCGGAGCCCUUCUUGACUUGGCCUCUGCCUGGUUCCCAGGGACCAAGAUGAAAGGUUUCCCCUUCCACUAAGUCCUUGAAGGGCAACUGCAAUUCUGUCUUCUGGUCCAGGGGCACCAGAACUGGCAAAAGAGGCACAGACACUGUCAUUGUGUCAAAUCGACAUCAGUGUGAGGUUUCUCUUCCCAGCAACCUGGGAGCGUGGGGACUGGGAGCACGCCUCCAGUGCCUCUGCGCCGGCCAUCACGACGGCUCUGUUCCUCCACCUUGCCCCGCCCCAGAAGUUCCCCUUAUACGCCCCGUUCCCGGAAGCUCGGGUGCACCAGGACUUCCAGACCCGUCUGCCCCCGGGACUCCUCUCCUCUCAGGGAUCCCCCAAGAUGGGAAAUGGUCCAAGAAGGAAAUGAGCAAGUCAGAAAGGACUCCACAGUCAACGUUGGGAGUGGGAUUCCUAGGUAUCCAGAAAGCCUCGGUCCCAGAGUACUAUCAAGACUGGAGAGAGAUGCAGGGUCUGCUUUGGACUUACAGACAAAUAAAGCUCAUUAGGAAAAACACAA
Suricata suricatta (meerkat) is the source of this 14433-nucleotide messenger RNA. It is a transcript of the gene MUC16, whose product is annotated as mucin 16, cell surface associated. The record is from RefSeq and is a predicted model, not a curated record. NCBI's taxonomy places the organism in Eukaryota, Metazoa, Chordata, Mammalia, Carnivora, Herpestidae.